Messenger RNA from Paramecium pentaurelia, 772 nucleotides. Lineage: Eukaryota; Ciliophora; Oligohymenophorea; Peniculida; Parameciidae. The record is from the annotation of a GenBank genome assembly.
AUGAUAGAUCGAAUUGAAGCAUUCCAUAAUGGUUGCUUUUUGCAUAGAGACAUUAAACCUGAUAAAUUUUUACUUGAGGCAAGCUCAUCACCUAUAGUGAUUUAUCUAAUUGAUUAUGGGCUUUCAAAAUACUAUAUUGUAUAAUUAGAUGUAACUAAUAUAGAAUUCAAAAGGGGAUCAUAUCUAAUAAAUUUAGAAAGUAAGUUUGAUUGGUACUGCCAGAAAUGCUAGCAUUAGUGUUCAUGAUGAAAUAGAAUAAUUAAAAUAUUCAAAGAAUUCAGAAUUUUAAGUCGUUAUCGUUAACAUAAUAUUAGCUAAUGUAGAAAUAUUAUUCAUAGUUUUAGUUUUUAACUGUAUAAAUUUAUUUGUUCUCAAUAUAAUAUUUUUUAUGAAAAUAAACAAUUUAAGGAAAAUUAUUCAUCAUUAUAGAAUAUAAUCAUUUAACUAAAAACUAUUGUAUUGUUAACUUGAUUCAUAAAGCAUUGUUAUUUUCUUUCCAGUUUAUUUUUAUGAAUUACCAUUGCUAUAAAUAUCCUUUUUUUGUUAAUUCUACUUUUCAAAUUUAGCUUUGAUUUUUUUAAAAAUAUCUAUUGAAACUGAUAUUAAUCUACAUAGCAGUUCCUUACCUAUGCAUAUUCAUAAUAUUCAUUAUGUUAAUUAUAUAUAAAUUUUGGAAGAAAAGUAUAUAAUUGACUGGAUUAUUCUAUUUUCAUAGUUUUCUCUAUAUUUGUAUAAUUAGUCUUUUUGUUAAAACAUUUUUAUGAAGAUAUGA